Messenger RNA from Callorhinus ursinus (northern fur seal), 1050 nucleotides. RefSeq names its product olfactory receptor 5A1-like. The record is from RefSeq and is a predicted model, not a curated record. Gene Ontology annotation, molecular function: G protein-coupled receptor activity; olfactory receptor activity. Gene Ontology annotation, biological process: G protein-coupled receptor signaling pathway. NCBI's taxonomy places the organism in Eukaryota, Metazoa, Chordata, Mammalia, Carnivora, Otariidae. Gene Ontology annotation, cellular component: membrane.
AUGGCAGAACAAAGUGGUUUCUUCACCUGGAUUUUUGCUCCCCAGGAAUCUCCCUUUGGGGCUCUGCUGGCAGCAGAGAGAAGAUCCGUGGCCAUGGGAAGGAACAUCAGCAUGACAACCAAUUUCAUCCUUUUGGGAUUUUCAGAGCAUCCAGAACUACAGGUCUUCCUCUUUGUGUUGUUUCUGGGGAUCUACUCCAUGACUCUGGCUUGGAACCUGGGCCUCAUUGUCUUGAUCAGGAUGGAGUCAUGCCUCCAUUCUCCCAUGUAUUUCUUCCUUGGAAACUUGUCCUUUGUUGAUAUCUCAUAUACAUCCUCCAUUGCCCCCAAGAUGCUCUGUGACUUCUUCAAGCAGCAGAAGACAAUCUCCUUUGUGGGCUGUGCUGCUCAGUUUUUCUUCUUCAUUGCCAUGGGGGGCACCGAAUGCUGUCUCCUGGCGGCUAUGGCAUAUGACCGGUAUGCUGCCAUCUCCAACCCUCUUCUCUACACAGCCCUCAUGUCACCCACCAUCUGUUUGGGGAUGGUCAUUACAGCAUACACUGGAGGGUUGCUCACUGGAUUGGUCCAAACAAGCUCCAUAUUCCAGUUGCAUUUCUGUGGGCCACGAGUCAUUAACCACUUUUUCUGUGACCUGCCACCUCUGCUUGUCUUAUCUUGCUCUAGCACCUUCCUCAGCCAGAUAGUGAACUUUCUGGUUGUGUGUGCAGUUGGUGGGACAUCAGCUCUUGUUGUCCUGGUGUCCUAUGGCUACAUCAUUGCUGCUGUCAUGAAGAUCCAUUCAACCCAAGGGCAGAUGAAGGCUUUCAACACCUGUGCCUCUCAUCUGACCACAGUGAUUCUCUUCUAUGGCUCUGGUCUCUUCUCAUAUCUCCAUUCUAGUGCUGGCUACUCACAGGACCAAGACAAGGUGGUGUCCAUGUUCUAUGGAGCUGUGAUUCCCAUGCUGAAUCCCAUCAUAUAUAGUCUGCGAAACAAGGAGAUCAAAGAUGCAUUGAAAAAACUCAAGGACAGGAAGAAGCAGAUGUCUUCUCUGUGUCUUAUAGUUCCUUGA